UGCCUUCUCUCCUCCCUUAGCAACCGGGACGCUUUGGAUACCGCCAGCAGGUGGGGGCCGGGAGGGUGCGGGUGGCCUGGGCGCAGGGGCGACCGCAGCCCAACCCAGGUACCCCGCGCACUGGCAACCGCAGUGCGGAGCCUCUCGCGAGCGAGAUUUUGGCGGCGCCAGUGUGCCCGGGGCCCCACGCACCCACCCACCGCACCUGCCGCGGGGUCCAAAAAGGAUCCUGCAAAAAUGAGCCAUUCUCACCCGGCUGGAUUACUUGCAGCAUAUAAUAGUCUUACCGAUAAACACCUGGCUGGAUAUUUUAACAAUACAAGGAUAAGGCGGCAUCUCUUAAGAUCAGGGCUGAUCACAAGAAGUGGAAGAGUACUUUCUGAAAAAGAAUACAAACUAAAUAUCAUGAAGAGGGAUCACCAAAAAUAUAUCCGGGAGUGCUUAGCCCAGGCUAUUUUCCAUAAGGUUCUUGAUAUGGAGCGUUACCAUCAGCUUGAAAUAAGAAAGAAACUGGAGACCUUAGCUAGGAAAGAGCGAAUUCAGAGACUUAAGGGAGAGCCCACAAGAUGGUCUAUGGAAAAUAACAUGCCAGUCCUGUGUCCCCACCCCCCGGCGGGCCCAAAGACUAACCGCGGCCAUAGCGUUGUGGUUGAUGACGGACAUGUCAGUCCAAUGACACGGACAGCCCCUCGACCGUACACUGCCCCAGGAAAUAUGCAGCCUCCAAUUCGGUUACAGCCUCUUCCCAGUAAUCCUGCAGUAGGAACUGUUCCAAAGAUAACUCCGGGGUCCAGAUCAAAAACCUCAUUGCUGGAAAAUGAAGCUCCAUUUCCCAUUGGGGGCAAGAAGGCAGUGAUGAAGUUCAGGAACUCCAAGGACAAUUCACAGGGAAUGAAUCGAUACCAACUUCUUAACAGUUACAUACCUAUUCCUCCUUCACCUCCUCCUCGCAAUGGAAAAACCACAUGGGAAAAUAGACCUGAAACAUGGAGAAGGAGAAGAUUUCGUCCAACCACUGCUCCAAAUGGCUUAGAACCUCUCUUUACCAGGGAUUCAAGAAAGAUUCAUAAAACACCACUGCAUAGUAAUGCAGCUAUUACAAUGAUCUAUUUGGGGAAAAAUGUGCACCUAUCUUAUAUGCACCCAGACUUCCGGGAUGAGAUAAAAGUUUAUCAACAGCACUGUGGUGGGGAAAACCUUUGUGUCUACAAAGGCAAACUACUUGAAAAAGAGACCUUUCAGUUUAUUUCCAAAAGGCACCAUGGUUUCCCCUUCAGUCUCACCUUUUUCCUGAAUGGGAUGCAGGUGAACAGGUUAAGCUCCUGCUGUGAAUAUAAGCAUCGAAAAGGUUCCAGACUUGGAGGCAAACGAGGCUACUUUGGGUUUGUGUGUGUGGAGAGAUCAUCCCCUUGCUACAAGUGCAUUAUUGCAAUGGGCCUUGACAAAAAACCAACUUCACCAAAACCUAGGAAACAAAAGAGUACUGAGAAAAGAGAGGAACUGGAGAAGGGUAAAGGGAAACUGAGGAAGGAUAGAGCAUACAAGAUACCAAGAAGGAAUGAGAUGGAGGGCAACAGAGCCUCUGCUUCAGUCAUUUUUUCAGCAGAAGAGGAAAACACAGAGGUCGACGAAGUGAGAACUGCUAUAGAAGAAAUGGAAAGUAAAGGAAAACCAGUACAAUAUGUCUGGGAAGAUGACCAGGAAAAUAUAUUUAAAUAUGAAUAUGAAGAAGAUUUUGAAGUAUAUGAGGAGAAACAAGAUGAGAAAGCUAAUGAAGAAGGACAGGCUGAUGAUCAAAUGAAUGGAAUGUUAAAGUCACCCUCAGACUAUGAAAAAUAUAAUUUAGAUCCUGAAAAGGAGAAUGAAACCUUGUCACAGAAGGCACCAAAUGCUGAUGACAAUGUGGAAGAUGAGGAUGAUGGAUGUUCUGAGAGUGAAUUGGAAGAGGAUAAACAAGAUAUAAAAAAUGCUUCAUCAUCCUCAUCUAGAAGUCACCCAUAUUCUAGAUGUAGUGACAAUGAAUCUGUACUGGGGGGCAGAGAAACACUUGCUGAAAACAGUCCCAGUGAAAGUGCCAGAAGUUCAUCUUCUCAGGAUUUGAGUGAAAAUGAUGAGCCAGGAAAACCCCACCUUCCAACUAAGGAUUGCCUAAAAACUGAAAUUGAAGACCAAGAAAUAAUAAAAACAGAUGUGGAGACCAAGCCUCUGCCCAUAGAGGAAAGCUUGGAGAAUGUUCUUGAAGAAGAAACAGAGAAAGGAACCCAAGUGAUUGUAAAGGGCUCAUCUGAGAAGUCCAAGGAACAGAUUUCCAAGGAAGAAAAGGGAAAUUCUAAGAGUAAGCUUUGGAAAGAAAGCAUUGCUAAGGUGAAAGACAAAAAGGCAGGUCCCCGUAGGGUGGAGAAAGGUGUUGGACAGAUAAGAGCUGAACCUGGCUGCCACUGCCCCUGUGACACUGAGUCUGGUGUUAGCAGCACAGAUGAGGCAGAGAAGCACUCGAGGAAGCCAGAGACUGACACAGGUACAGUACCAAAUAGGAAUUUAAUGAUGGAAGAAAGGGAAACCCUCAACUCAAACAAGGAACUCAAGCCAAUUGCAGCAGAAAUGUAUAUACUGGAGAAGGACGAAGCAAUGGCAGAAGAUGAAAUCCCCCAACACAGGGAUGUUGACACAACAGAAGAAAAAGGGGAUGUAAUACUGUGGGGAAAAGUAGGGGUUAAUGAGCUUCCCUUUGGGGAGAGGAAGCCAACAGCAGGGCAGCCAGUGUUAGUAAAACAAUUUACAGAGGGAAGAGAGAUCCCUCAGCACAUAGCGAGUGGGGCAGAGGCAGAGGAUAAAGAGGGGUUAAACCCCAUGGGAAAAGAAGCAGCAAGAGCCUCUGAAUGUCUGAAGGAAGAUGAGGCUCUUGAAGAGCAAGGCUUGAUGCAGACAGUGCUGGAGACAGAGAAGGCAGCUUCUGAAGAGGAACAAGUUUCGGAGAAGGCAAUCCUUGCAAACAAGGCCCUAGCUCAGAACUCAGAGUGUGUUCAGGAGGCAGCAGCUCUGAGCAAGGCCACGAUGCCAAAGGGAAAGGCAGAGGGAAGGGCAGUCGUGAGUGAGGCAGGGUCUGAAAAGCUAGAUGUGGAGGAGAGUGAAGAGGAGGCACCCACAGAUCUAGAGGACAUGGGACCUGAGGAAGAUUCUGCAUCCUGGGGAAAGGCUGGUUCAGAAGAGGCAAUACAUGGGGGAGAGGAACGAGCUCAUGAUAGGAAAGCAGUUAUGGGAGCAGAAACACCGCUGAGCUCCUCAGCUUCUGAGAAGGCCGAGGCAAUCCAGGUGGGAGUUUCGAAAGACAGCCUGGAAGAACUUUGCCAGGAAGAUGUGGAAAGGAAGGAAGUUGCAACUGAGGUAGAAUCUAGUAAGGAAAAUGAUAGGAAAGAAAUAUUACCUGAGGAAUUCUAUGCAGCAAAAGAGAGGAUGAAAGCUGAGAGGCCAAAAACACCUCUAGGGGAAACUGAAUCUGAGAGAGAAGAGGUGACAAGGGCAAGUGUGCUUCAGGAUGAAAGCAUUUUAAAAGAAGAGCAAAAGUUUAAAAGGGAAGAGAGGGAAACCGUGAAGGAAGUAAGACCUGAGGAAGGCUCCCAAACUGAAGUGAAAUGUGAUGUUGAGAAGGAAGCACCCACAGAGGCGUCUGAAUUGAUUGAAAACACAGGGCCACAAGAAGAAGAUAUACUGAGAGAGAGAGAGGUGACUAUGUUAGAAACAGCAACUGGAUUUGAAAAGUCACUGGAAAGCAUAAGAGCUCUGAGGAAAGACGAAGGAGGGGAAAGACUGAGAGAAACUGGAGAUACAGAGCACGAAGGCAGAGCAGAGAUGCUUCACAGAGAGGAGGAGAACGUGGCUCCCUCAGAGCCGGAUGAGGGGCCAGACCCUGAGGGAGAGGGUGUGAUAGGACCUCCUGAAAGUGACCCAGUGCGACAGGCACAGGCAGCUGAGGCUACGAUCACAGCCACAGGCGAGGCCCAGGAGUGUGCAGCCCACGAUCAAGAUGGCCUUGCAGGACUGGAAAGGAGAGGUAAAGAAGGGUCUUCGCAAGGGCAUCAAGGAGUAGGGGCCACGGCAAUGACCCAAGAAGAUGUUCCUAAGGGAGGUUCCAUGAUGGGAGAAAGGUUGAGUGAAGAAGUGAUGGAUGAGGACCCAGAAGGGGAGGCUGAUAAAGAGUGCAUCCUGGGGACAGGCGUGAUGAAGGGCAGGGACACAGAGGGGGAUGGGAGCUUGCAAGGAGGAGUAGUUGUGACUGAAGAAGAUCUGCACCAAGAUGGAGGAACAGCAGAAAUGGCUGAGGUGAAAAAAGAGGUGUUGGCAGAUUUGAAGGCAGCUGCGGAGAACACAGCUGCAAAUACAGCCUCCAACUUUUCAGAUGUUGCUGAAGAGGAAACUUGGCACACAGUGGAUGAGUUACUUGGAAAAGCAGCAGCUGCAGAGAGGGUGGCAGUAGAGGAAACAGCACUGAGCAGGGAGGAUGUGCCAGCAGUGGAGGAGAUGCCAGGGAUUGGAGCAUCAGAGACUGAGGUAGGGGAUCUAGGGGAACCUUUAGACCUGGAAGGGAAGGCCCCACAGCUCGGGCAGGCUCCAAAGGGAGAGGAAGCUGGCACCACUCAGCAGGGGGCAGAGCUAAUGGGAGAGGAGACAGGGCUGUGUAGCCCUGUUGGGGGACAGGAGUCAGGCCAGGCUGAAGAAUUCAGACUAGGAUUAUCCCAAAAGCGAGAAUCUGAGCCAAGGGGAGAGAGUCUACAGGAUGAAGCAAUACUCCCUGUAAAACCCGACUGCACUGGAAACCAAGAGAAACAAGAACAUACAGUGCAAAGAGAAAGUGAGAAUGUAGGUCUUUCCACGAACCACAUGAAGGCCUAAGAGACUUCAUGGCAGACGGAUAUUUUUAAAAAUGUGUUCUGGAAGACUUAAAGAGUGGAGAAAUAUUCAGCCGAGCAUCUCACCAGGACUUUAGGUUUUAUCUUUUUUUAAGAAAAUCACUGUGCUUGUCUGAGCUGGUUCCCAGUCUGUCAGUGGUGGUUAGUAGCACAGCAAGCACCUUGACAAUAGCUGGCACAUCUGCCAGACCCUCCUUACAGCAGUGGUUCCUAACAGGACUGUGAGGCUGUCAUGCAUUCAACAUAGCUAGCGUGCCUAUAUUCAAAUUAAAUUGAUGGUUUUCAAAUGUUCGACUUUCCCCA
Rhinolophus ferrumequinum (greater horseshoe bat) is the source of this 5210-nucleotide messenger RNA. RefSeq names its product glutamate rich 3 (gene ERICH3). Lineage: Eukaryota; Metazoa; Chordata; Mammalia; Chiroptera; Rhinolophidae. The coding region runs from base 238 to 4890 and encodes 1550 amino acids. The transcript has 15 exons. The record is from RefSeq and is a predicted model, not a curated record.